UAGCAACCGAACAACAAUGAAUUUAUGUAAAUACGUAAUUCACAUGAUACACUCUGUCACAACUGACAUUAGAAAACCACUAGCUUCUGAACAGUGGGAAGAAAUUGUAUAUAUAACAUACGAGUGGUAGUGGCUAAAUGAAUAGAUCCAACAAGAUGCGUUCAGUGUGCUACUUUUGAUUCAUUUCAUUUGCAUUUAUUUUCCGGACUUGUUAAUUUACAUACGAAUUGCAAUAUGGAGAGAGCGAAAACAUUUUUUGGAACGCGAGAUCACGACGGUUACGUUGGAAAAGAAGAACACUUGAAAGUGAUACAUGCGACUGGUUCGGAGGAUGAUGGCGACUUCACAGAUAUUGUCGAAGGUUUAACGAUGAACGAUGCAAUCCAGCCGUCGCCAGGUGGUUCAUUUUCAGCACUCACGCCUUCCAUGUGGCCUCUCGAUAUCCUUUCACGACUCACACAGCCAGAGUCCGAAGGAGAUCCAAACGGUCAACCAGACUACCGAUUCGAUGAAUUUGGUUUCAGAGUAGAAGAAGAAGACGGUCCAGAGCAAAGCUCAAAUAAAUUGCUCAGCACACCAUUCUCCGAAGAUGAACAACAGCGACUGCAAUGGGUUGCACACCUGGAAUUUUCCCAUAACAAAGAAGCAAGUGAACUGUUAUGGGAUAAUGUAGCUGUUACGUUGCCACGAACCGAAAAGCUACGCAAUAUGGUUCGAGCUGGCAUUCCACAUUCGUUGAGAGCUCAAAUUUGGAUGAGAUUAUCGGGUGCAUUGCAAAAGAAAAUGAAUUCCGAAACUACUUAUCACGAUAUAGUCAAAGCAUCUGGCAACGAUCAAUUGAUGACAUCGAAACAGAUUGAAAAGGAUCUGCUGAGAAUAAUGCCUACAAAUGCAUGCUUUAGCUCGCCAAACAGCACAGGCGUGCCACGGCUGAGGCGAAUUUUAAGGGGUAUCGCAUGGCUCUUCCCAGACAUUGGAUAUUGCCAGGGCACUGGUGUGAUUGCUGCCUCAUUACUUCUUCUCAUGGAAGAAGAAGAUGCCUUCUGGCUCAUGGCUACCAUUGUUGAGGAUUUAUUGCCCGCUUCGUACUAUUCAUCGACACUGCUUGGUGUUCAGGCCGAUCAACGAGUCAUGCAAACGCUCAUCGCAAACUAUUUAACCGUUGUCGAUGAAACGCUAAAAUGUCACGACAUCGAACUGUCACUGAUCACAUUGCAUUGGUUUCUGACGAUUUUCGCAAACGUUGUUCACUUCCGCAUUUUAUUGAGGAUAUGGGAUUGGUUCUUUUACGAAGGAUCCAUCGUUCUCUUUCAGCUAACACUGGGAAUGUUGAAAAUGAAGGAAGCAUUUUUGAAAGACUUGGAAAAUUCAGCGCAAAUCUUCAAUUCUCUAUCAGACAUUCCGGGUGGCAUCGAUGAUGUCGAAGCCCUUUUUGAAAUCUCAAUGGAAGUUGGCGGCUCGCUCAGCAAAACAGUGAUCGAAACUCACCGUCGCCGUCAUUUGGCCUAUUUAAUGGCUGAUCAAGGUGGUUUAGUUGGUAAUCCCGAGGCAACUGCCAAUUUGCCGAAACAACAAUUGUCUCGUCGUCAGGUGAAAAAAUCGAAAUCAAUGUUCCAGACGCUGCUUUUUGGCGGAGACAGCGCCGACGAUGACAUUCGAAACAAAAACAUUCGUCAGACCGAAAUUUUAGUCGAUUUACGUGAAUCAAUUCUGAAGGUGUGCCGCCACUUCUUGACCAUUGAACCGAAAUUGAACGCUCAUAUAAACCAAGUAGCCGAUUACUCAACCGAUAGCCAUGCGAAAGAUCAUGAGAACUUUAUAAAUGUUUCACGCACUCGAAAGCGACGUGCCAAAGCGUUGCACGAUUUCGAGCGAAAUGAUGAUGAUGAAUUGGGAUUCCGGCGCAACGAUAUCAUAACCAUAAUCUCACAAAAGGAUGAGCAUUGUUGGAUUGGUGAAUUGAAUGGAUUGAGAGGCUGGUUCCCUGCAAAAUUUGUCGAAUUAUUGGACGAACGGAGUAAAUUGUAUACAUCAGCCGGUGAUGAUGCUAUUUCUGAGACUGUAACUGAUUUGGUGCGAGGAACAUUGGCACCGGCCAUCAAACAAGUGCUUGAGCAUGGCAUGAAACGCCCUUCAUUUCUUGGUGGACCAUGCCAUCCGUGGCUUUUUAUUGAAGAAGCUGCCACAAGAGAGGUAGAAAAGGACUUUGAAUCGGUUUAUAGUCGCUUAGUUUUGUGUAAAACGUAUCGAUUGGAUGAAGAUGGAAAAGUGUUGACGCCUGAAGAGCUUCUGUAUCGAUGCGUUCAGUCGAUAAAUCAAACUCAUGAUGCAUCUCAUGCUCAAAUGGAUGUAAAAUUACGGUCUUUAGUGUGUCUUGGUUUGAAUGAGCAAGUGUUGCAUUUGUGGCUGGAAGUGUUGUGCUCAUGCAUGGAAAUCGUACAGAAAUGGUACUACCCGUGGAGUUUUGUGAAUUCACCAGGUUGGGUGCAAAUCAAGUGUGAACUCCGUAUACUGUCACAAUUUGCAUUCAAUCUAAAUCCGGAUUGGGAAUUGCCGCCGAAAAAAGGAGUCGAAAGUCAACCGUUGAAAGACGGUGUACGGGAUAUGUUAGUCAAACAUCACUUAUUCUCGUGGGAUUUGUGAGAGAAAAAUAACAACAACAACAACCAGACACAUUCUUAUGAACUCCAGUCAAUCCAGGGCGUAGAAAAUUUAUUCAUAUUUUAGUCAUGCAAAUGGAAAACGUUUUUGACGCAGCUAUUUAUCAUCAUAUUAAUAAGUAAUAUCAGCACGUUUACCCUUCUUUUAAUGUAUAUUUUGAACAUCAUUAUUGUAUAGUUGGUUCACCUUUCGACUGUGCUUAAUAUGUUUAUUCGUUUUUAUUUAUCCAGUACAAAUCAACUACUUGACAUUUAUUGAGAAAAAAAAAUUCUGCAUUAUUUAUUAUAUAAAACAUUUAACGACCAUGAA
Molecule: messenger RNA, 2970 nt
Organism: Sitodiplosis mosellana (orange wheat blossom midge)
Lineage: Eukaryota; Metazoa; Arthropoda; Insecta; Diptera; Cecidomyiidae
Product: small G protein signaling modulator 3 homolog
Exons: 5
Coding region: 235-2643 (802 amino acids)
Molecular function (GO): protein binding
Source: RefSeq, a predicted model, not a curated record